Messenger RNA from Phalaenopsis equestris, 1335 nucleotides. Its product is annotated as pyridoxal kinase. Bases 194 to 1195 code for a protein of 333 amino acids. Lineage: Eukaryota; Viridiplantae; Streptophyta; Magnoliopsida; Asparagales; Orchidaceae. The transcript is spliced from 13 exons. Gene Ontology annotation, biological process: pyridoxal 5'-phosphate salvage. Gene Ontology annotation, molecular function: pyridoxal kinase activity. The record is from RefSeq and is a predicted model, not a curated record. Gene Ontology annotation, cellular component: cytosol.
CGAAGGAGACCCGGCAUCUUAGAGGAAAUAGGUGAGUAGCACUAGAAAGAAGCGUGGCACAGUGGUUGAAAAAAAAGCACUAGAAACAAGCUUAAUAUCUGCCUUUCGCAUUUUGUCCUCGCCCACUGAGCGACCGAGGCGAAGUUGGUGGAUAACGAUAGGUUUCACAUGGAGCAUCGGAUUGCGGAGGCCAAUGAACCCUCCACCGAAAACUGCGUUGAUAGGUGUUGUCAGGUUCAAGAAUUGCAAUUUGUCAUCAGCCCCAAUUCUCUCCAUAACUCUUCCUUCUAAGACAGGUCGUGUUCUUAGCAUCCAGUCUCAUACUGUUCAGGGAUAUGUUGGCAAUAAAUCUGCUGUUUUUCCUCUUCAACUUCUUGGCUACGAUGUUGAUCCAAUAAACUCCGUGCAGUUUUCUAAUCAUACAGGAUAUCCUACAUUUAAAGGGCAAGUUCUAGAUGGCCAACAUCUUUGGGAUCUUAUUGAGGGCCUUGCUGCAAACAAUUUGUUAUAUUACACACAUUUAUUGACAGGUUACAUUGGUUCUGUUUCUUUUCUAAAGACAGUGUUGGGAGUUGUGGAAAAACUUCGUUUGAUAAAUCCUGAACUUCUAUAUGUUUGUGAUCCAGUUUUGGGUGAUGAAGGAAAGCUUUAUGUUCCAGAGGAUUUGGUGUCUGUUUAUCGUGAAAAGGUGGUUCCCUUGGCUUCCAUGCUUACUCCUAACCAAUUUGAAAUCGAGCAACUGACAGGUUCCAGGAUUGUUUCAGAAAAAGAUAGCUUGGAAGCUUGUAAUAAACUUCAUGCUGCUGGCCCCCAAAAGGUGAUAAUAACUAGCGUACAAAUUGAAGGCAACCUUCUACUGAUUGGUAGUCAUAAAAAAGCGAAGGGGCAAUCUCCUGAACAGUUCAAGAUUGUGAUACCAAAGAUUCCAGCUUAUUUCACUGGUACUGGAGAUCUAAUGACGGCUCUUUUACUUGGCUGGAGUAAUAAAUACCCAGAUGACCUUGACAAGUCAUCAGAGCUUGCAGUAUCAAGUCUGCAGGCUGUGCUGCAAAGAACAGCUGCUGACUACCAAAAAGCUGGAUUCGAUCCUCGGUCAAGUAGCCUCGAGAUUCGACUAGUUCAGAGCCAAGAAGACAUAAAAAAUCCAUUAGUUAAAUACAAGGCUGAAAAAUAUGUGCGAAGAUUUGAUCCAUAGUACAAAUUGCAAGAUUUUUAUUGAGAGUGAGACGGUGUUAAAAUUGAAUGUAAUAUGGAUUAAAAAAACCAAGGCAAUGCGUGCCCUGAUUAUGAAUCUUUGUCUUUGGGAAAAUGAUCACUUGAAAAUUCCCUUUAACA